UCGUCGCUCGCGCGGUGGUCUGGGUUCGCAGGAGGGCAGCUCAGCAACGUUCACUCAGUGCGACAGCACGCGCGACCUCGACCGGAUCAGCGUGGCUGAUCGAACGAGAUCGUUUCGCGUCGUGGAUCGUUGCUCGCGCGCGGCAAUGAGACAUUCAGUGACUUCUGAUCCCUCGUCUCUGCUCCGGCACAACUCGAACAACAAUUCAAGCCAUCUCGGACUGUUCUACGCUCUCGUCUCCUCGCCAAGGCUAGGCGAGAGGCUUGGUGGGAUUUGAAACAAAGUGGAGCUUCCAAGUUAAACACCGAACGAGAGACUCGCGAGAGACAAUCGCAAUCGCAACCUGGAUACCGUGAUACCCGCAGUGAUGACCCGGCGUGCCCUACGGGGAUCAGGACUCGAUCAUCCCUGACCCGAGCCGCGAUAUUGCCACUGUUCUCUCGUCCUCGAUCCGCUCGGUUUGCCAACUCGGCGCUGCUUCAAAUCCUCUCCGAUCCUCCGAGGCGAAACUUUAUUUCCACGCCACAUUUCAACUUCCUGAAUCCCCUUCUCCCCUUCUCCCACCCCGACAGAACAGAGAACUCGGAAAAAUGGACGACGACGACACGGACGAGAAGCGAGAGUCCCUGACUCUGGUGAACAAACUCUCUCGCAAAGAGUCGUCGAAAACGAGGCUGCUCGUGUCUUCGAAACUCGCGAAGCCGAUGAGCACCAGGCUGGAGACGCGCCAGAGGAACUCGACCGACGAUUCAGACACGGUGGAGUGCGCCUCGGAGAACGAAGUGGAGAACAUACCGAGGGACGAGGAGGCGAUCGAGCCCCUGGUGACUGACGAGAAGGGCAACAGGAUCUCGGGUGGCAGGGAUCGUCGAUCCAUCAACGUUCCCGAGGAGUCGCAGUCGAUUGCGACGUCUAGACAGCAGAUCGUGACCAGGACCACCAGCCUGAGAGUGAACGAGGAAGGGAGCAGAGUGUCGAGAUACACCGGGACCAAGCUGGGUUUGUUCCACCGAAGUCCUCAGUCCUCGUCGAGCCAGGAGGAGUACGAGCCGGAGGUGAAGAGUCUGUCGAAGAUCCAGAGGCAGCAACAGCAACAGCAGCAACACCUGUUGACGGCUGGCACCGCUGGCCACGUGACGGCCAGAUCCAUGGAGAGCCUCAGGACCUCGAGGAACUUUCUCAGCGCUGACGAGAGGUACAUAGAGGACUCGAAGAGCUUGGAGUCCCUGUCACUGUCGUCCGAGUCUCACGUGGCCAGCUCCAAGAGCCACUACAGGAGCUUCCUGACGUCGUCCAGCAAGGACGUCAGGCGGAUCGUGACCGUCGAGUCGAAGAGCAGCGACAACCUUCACAGGGAGGAGAGCCUGAACGCCGAGGUGAGGCGCGGCUUGUUCGCGAACACCGGCCUCGAGAGGAAGAUACCGCAGCAUCUCAGUCUGCCGCCACCUUCGAGCGUGUUCUCGCUGACGAGCCCCGGCGGCAGCGACCGGAAGAUCACCAUCCUCAGCCCGCACUCGCCGAUCCAGUCGUCCGAGUUCCAGUUCACCGCGCAGACGCUGAAGAGCAGGCGGAAGAAGGCAAUCGUCUUGCCGAGGUUGGUGUUGCCUAGAAGCGACUCCGAGGUGUUUUUAGAGUGAGUAGUAGGAUAAUAC
Molecule: messenger RNA, 1652 nt
Organism: Frieseomelitta varia
Lineage: Eukaryota; Metazoa; Arthropoda; Insecta; Hymenoptera; Apidae
Exons: 2
Coding region: 591-1637 (348 amino acids)
Source: RefSeq, a predicted model, not a curated record